AUGAACCACCUCGGACUUCUCCAAAACUCACCGACUUUAUUAAAUCAAAUUAUUUAUAUUUCUUAUAUUGUUGUCACUAUUGUAUUUAUAGUAUGUGGUGUUCUACUUUUGCCUAUUUAUAUUUAUGUCGUUAAGAUUAAUAAAUCCAGAGAUAAGGAAAUUCACUUGUUUGCGCUGACAACUCUAUUUUACGGGAUGAUUGUGCAAAUGUAUUUAAUAGCAACAAUAUUCGUUAUCUUCUAUUUAGUGCUCAAUUUUGAAGAUGAUAUAGUUGGUGCAUCUAAAACAAUUCUCACAUUCCUUUUUGUAUACCAACUUUAUAUUACUACUCAAGUCUUCCAAAUUAUGUUGCUGAGAGUUGCUCUUGAGAGAUUCAUCGUUUUCUUUUUCCCGGAGCUUGAAAAAUAUUUGAAAACCCUGGUGUUCAAAAGAAAAUGGAACAUAUAUGUGCUAGUAGCUAGUAAAGAAAUACUUUUACUGUAUUGGCAUUUCACAAGUAGUGAGUAUUACGACCACAUGUUUGUAGUUUGGUUUUCGAGACUCUCAAUAAUAUGGUUUGCAAUCGUUCUUCUCGCCAGUUUUUGCUACAUUCCUAUUUUAAUAAAAGCCACGCCAACGCACAAGACUAAGCUUCAGAAGUAUUUGUGCUGGCUGACUAUGCAAGUAUUAUGUGUUAAACUGGCCUAUCUCCCGCUUCUCAUCCCAUACGCCGGCUCCAUUCAGGUCCUCGCUUGCAGUUUGAUUGGUUUAGACAUUUUCACAUUGCCAUUCAUUAUUGAAGUAUCAUAUUUGAUAUGUGAUAAGAGGAACAUGAGAGUAGCGAUAUCUCUGGUCAAACGGUUCCAAAUUGCUGUAGGAUAUUUAUGUGGUAGCCGAGGAGAAGCUACGGUACACCCUGCAGAAAUCCAGAGAGAAAGAGUGAAUUCUGUGUUGCCAUGA
Molecule: messenger RNA, 939 nt
Organism: Caenorhabditis elegans
Lineage: Eukaryota; Metazoa; Nematoda; Chromadorea; Rhabditida; Rhabditidae
Gene: srz-25
Product: Serpentine Receptor, class Z
Exons: 4
Coding region: 1-939 (312 amino acids)
Source: RefSeq, marked reviewed